Messenger RNA from Astrephomene gubernaculifera, 1998 nucleotides. NCBI's taxonomy places the organism in Eukaryota, Viridiplantae, Chlorophyta, Chlorophyceae, Chlamydomonadales, Astrephomenaceae. The record is from the annotation of a GenBank genome assembly.
CUUGUAUGUAAUUGGACAAUUUGCCACACCUUUUACCUGGCAAGUGAGUGAGGAGACUUUGCUGAAGUUAUCAUACUAGGAUGGCAACAUAAUUCCUGCUUAACAGUUAUCUAUAGGUUCAUCUAACGUCCCACUCAAUUACAAUAAACUAUGGUUACACACCGAUAGGCGAAUUCUACUCUCUCCACAAUCCUUAAACAUAAGCGUCGGCGUGUACUUUUCAGCCCAUUUACAAACGUCUAUAGAUAAAUUGACGACGAAACUGUAAUUGACCUCAAUUGUUCAGUUAGGCGCUUCGCCACGCCAGCAAGCGCCGCCGACAUACCAUGCGUGGAAGUGCAUGCUUUGCAAGCACAUCCACACCUAGUUGUUCAUCGGCUGGAUUCAGGACCGUUCGACCAUGCUGGCUUCGCGCGGCACAAGAGGGACGACGCGGUCGACGCAGCUGCCCCCGCGCUGUUGACCGCGACCUGGACUGGGAGCCCGACCUGAAGGUGCCGCCCGCCGCCCCGCCACGAACCGGCUCCUCCUCCAACUACAUGCCGCCCCCGCCCCCGCCGCCUCCGGAAGUGCUGACCGACAUGCCCUUUCCCUUCCGGAGCCGACGUGAGAUCGCACUCAGCAUGCUGGGGGGCAGCGCGGCGCUCUGGCUGUUCAAUCACAAGGUGCUGUUUCCGAUCGACUCGUUUGGUGAGCGGCCGCCCAUUGACUUUUCGCUGGCUGGGUACACGGACCUCACCCCAGAGGAGUUUGUUUACUUCAAGACGCCUGCGGGCCGCUGGGUGGCUGCUGCGGAGGACGAGCAGGGCCGGUUCUUCAUGAUCGAUGAGGUCGGCGACCUGUACUACGACUCGGGGGACCCGGACGUGGGGCUGUACGCGAUGGACACCCAGGGCAAUCUGUUCAACUUUUAUCGCGACACGGACGGGCAGCAGAAGAUCACCCCGGUGGGCAACGUGGCAGAUCUGAAGAGCUUCAAGAUCAGCGAGAUCGCGGGAAUCAAGCUGGACAGGGACGUGAAUGUGGUGGCGUUCCAGGACGGCACCACGGCGCCACUGCCCCCCGGCUCCACCUACGUGGAUCCCUUCUCGGGAGAGCUCCGGGGACCCGACGAGCUCAUAGAGGGGCUGGGGCGAGGCGGAGGAGGCGGCUCCACAUCUGAGGGGCGUCUGUCCUCGCGACGAGACCUCUUCCAACGCCUCUUUGGCGGCGGCGGAGGCAGCGGCAGCGCCGACGCUGGGUUGCCCAUUCAGCGCUACGAGGUGGAUUUGAACGACCCUCGGGAGUACGAGGAGCAGAUGGAGGAGCAGCAGUUCUUGUUGGACCCGGAGGACCCCACUGCGCCGCUGCUGCCGCCGGACUUUGAUAUUGAUGCGCUGGCUCGGGAGGUGGAGGAGGAGGCCCGGGGGAAGGGCCGGCGGUGAGGUGGGGGGUGGCUGGUUGGCUAGGUAGCCGCUUACACGGUACGACUUGUACGGGGGUCCUGGGGACGUUCCCAGCCAUCCCGGGUUGUCUGGGUUUCCAUAACUACUAGGCGGGAUGCGUUUGCAGGGUGGUUGGCUGGAGCGCUUGCUGGAAAAAAACCGCGAAACCAGAGCAGUUAACGAAUGAUGAGAGGGCAGGCGGAGGUUGCAUGCGGGUGUCUGUGUUGCUGUGCUUGCGAGGAAGCGAGUAGGCUGUGGCGUUAUAUUGUACUGUACUACCGUACUAGCGCUAUAGCCGUGCAGGUUGUUUGCUUUACGCAGUCUGUGAAGGGCUGCUGCUGCUGCGUUUGUCUGGGGCCUUGCUGCUUGCAUUGCUGCGUUGGUACUGCUAGCUGAGGUUGGUUGGCCGUAAACAUACGCCAGGCGCUGGGAAGCGGUAGCUUGAUAUCAUGGUGUACGGAUGACGUUGAUGUACGAAUGUUGCCGUUCGGAGGUGCACUAGGUAGCCUUAACACACCUGAUAUCAUGAUUUUGACAUACACGGGUUCCAUGUUUGGACGCAUGUGAGGGGGGG